AGCGAUGUACAUUCUAGUAAGUUUUAUUUUAAUCUGUUAAGUUCACAGAAUAUAGAGUAAUUUCGUAGUGAGUGCGGUGAACAUUUGAAUCAAAAGAAAAUAAAAUUUCAAACUUAGCAGUAAUAUCUAUCGUAUAUCUCAUAUACAACAUCAUAUCGUUCUUUUCUGUUCUCUUCUUCUAUUCUACGAAAAAAAUCUCUGGUUCACUCUCUAUCGUUUCUUACUUCUCUUUUUUCGUUUCUGUGAAUAAAUCUAUCAAAUAUAGAAAGCGCUUGAAGCGCUUAAAGCGAUGAACAUUGUGACGGCAUCCUUUAGGUCCCUCGUCCACAUCGGAUUUAUCUGGCUUUACUCGACGUUUUCUUAAUCAAGAAUAUCAAACUGUUGUUCAAUCUACAUCAACUGGUAUCGAAACGAAUAUUGAUUCAGGUACUUCUAGACACAUAUUUUAUGCGAUAUUUCAUGCUCGCACACCUUUUCAUUCUAGGAGACUUAUUAAGAUCAAUAUAUGAAAUACAUUUCCUGGAAAGGAAAUGUUUCUUCUAUAUAAACACGCAGUAGUAUACUGACGCUACAGUAUCUCUGUG
Molecule: messenger RNA, 584 nt
Organism: Didymodactylos carnosus
Lineage: Eukaryota; Metazoa; Rotifera; Eurotatoria; Philodinida; Philodinidae
Source: the annotation of a GenBank genome assembly